UCUUAUUGUCCGUUUUACUUUUAUUACAGUUUGUGCAGUUUUAUGAAUAAUCACAUUGUGGAAAGCCCAUAGUGAGGUUUAUAUGGUUGAACCGUGCCCUCUAUUCAAUUAAUUUCUAACAAUGCAAUGUUUUGUGAUUCAGUGAUUAACUCCUGUGUUGAUUUAUUUUGAUACAGUGAGCUUAAUACUUAUAGUGACCAAUGCUAUAAUAUACUUUACAAAACCAAAGCGCGAGAAUGAAAAUCUGUGCAGCCCAGCUGGGUUUAUGAUCUUUUAAAUGACUACAUUACCCAAGGAGCACUUCUAGUGACGCUUCUGAUUAACGACACCCACGGCCGCCGGGAUCAUCUUCAUCUCUGAUUGGACAAAAAUAGUGACGACUUCAUUCAUGCGACAAGCCAUGUGUUCAGAUACGCUUGAGAAAGCUAGCUGCUGUCAAUUAGAAGAUUGACAAGCAGUUUUAAAAGCAUGAGUACGGGUUUGAGGGAUAGCAUUUCUAACAAUGGAGAAUAGUUCUUGCUUUCUAUGAGUAACAGAUGAUCUAUAACAACACAGUUGAGAAGGUUAUACCAUAUACAAAGUAAAAAGAAACAUGCUGGAAGAUAAAGAAGCCAAGGACCUUCUCAAUUUUCUUACUCUGGAAAUGCGCCCUGAUUUAAAAGGACAAGCAACUGGGUAUAUUCUUGGCCUUACAGGCAGCAAAGAUGGCUGCAAGUGUCUCGGCAACAAACCCGAAUUUAUAAAAGCACUCUUGACUUUGACAUCGGAUACAUCUGUUGCAAUUGUGAAGGACUGUUACAACGCCCUCAUUAACUUGUCUGCAGAUGAAACGGUGCACCACUCGCUACUGAAAGAGACCACCUUGCUUUCCACAUUGCUUGGUCAUCUCCUGGAUCCUGGAUACAUUUUUGCAGAUCAGAUUUGUACUAUUUUGACCAACCUUUCACGAAAUGAAAAGACUUGUAUGGAUGUUUUUCGAGUAAUCCAUGAUGAAGUAGGUCUGGCAAAAAUUGUAGAGGUUUUCUGUACAGAAGGAUACAAUAAAAAUGCCUCACUGCAUUACCUAGGACCCCUUCUUUCCAAUCUGACACAGCUUCCUGUGGCCAGACAUUUCAUACUGGAUAAAGACAGAUGUGUAAUUCAGAGACUUCUUUCAUACACACAGUAUGAAAGUUCCACUAUCCGUCGAGGAGGAGUUGUGGGUACUCUCAGAAAUUGCUGCUUUGAAUACUCAUAUCAUGAGUGGCUACUGAGUGAUAAAGUGGAUAUUCUCCCCUGUGUGUUGUUACCUCUUGCUGGUCCAGAGGAACUCUCUGAAGAGGAAAAUGAAAAUCUUCCUGUAGACCUGCAGUAUCUGCCUGAAGAUAAGAAGCGAGAAAAGGACCCAGAUAUCCGCAAAAUGCUGUUAGAAACUAUAAUGCUACUUACAGCCACAAAAAAUGGUCGUGAUAUUGUAAAGAAAAAAAAUACUUAUCCAAUCAUGAGGGAGUUCCAUAAAUGGGAGAAGGAGCCUGAUGUGAUUGCUUCCUGUGAGAAGUUAGUCCAGGUCCUUAUUGGGGAUGAACCAGAGCCAGGAAUGGAGAAUCUUUUGGAGGUUGACAUUCCAAAGGAGAUUGAGGAAAAACUGCAAGUUUUGGAUGAGCAGGAACAGAGACAGAUCGCGAAAGAGCAAGAGGAACUUCAAAAAAGGGAAGAUGACAGUCAAUCGAAUUAAUCAUUACAGCCUUGAGUGAUCAAUAAGCUUGUUUUCUGAAAAUAUUUUGAUUAAUUUAAGUUUACAAAUCUAUCUGCAUGCAAUUGUAAUAAAAUUAAAAUCUGUUGGAAA
Molecule: messenger RNA, 1825 nt
Organism: Erpetoichthys calabaricus (reedfish)
Lineage: Eukaryota; Metazoa; Chordata; Cladistia; Polypteriformes; Polypteridae
Gene: hgh1
Product: HGH1 homolog (S. cerevisiae)
Exons: 8
Coding region: 593-1714 (373 amino acids)
Source: RefSeq, a predicted model, not a curated record